Rangifer tarandus platyrhynchus (Svalbard reindeer) is the source of this 531-nucleotide messenger RNA. The record is from the annotation of a GenBank genome assembly. NCBI's taxonomy places the organism in Eukaryota, Metazoa, Chordata, Mammalia, Artiodactyla, Cervidae.
AUGCCCAAGCGGGGCUGCCCCUUCGCGGAUGCGGCCCCGCUGCAGCUCAAAGUGCGUGUCGGCCAGAGAGAGCUGAGUCGCGGCGUGUGCGCCGAGCGCCUCACGCGAGAGAUUUUCGAGAAGACCACACAGCUCCUCUUCCGUGGGGCCCAGGCCUGCAUGGACCCUGCGUGGGAGGAAGGCUGCGCCAUCGUCCACACGCCGGAAUCCCCGAGGCCCGGCCCCACAGAAGCCCCUCGGGCCGCGCGCGGGCAGAUGCUGAUUGGGCCCGACGGCCGGCUGACCCGAAGUCGGGCGCAGGCCUCCGAGGCUGACCCGGCUGGGGCGGCGUCAGGAGCCUGCUCGUCGUGCGUGCGGGCCGUGGACGGGAAGGCGGCGUGCGGCCAGUGCGAGCGGGCCCUGUGUGCGCGCUGCGUGCGCACCUGCUGCAGCUGCGGAGCCGUGGCCUGCGCCCUGUGCGCCCACGUGGACUGCGGGGGCGACCUUCACGAGCGAGUGCUGUGCUCCGGCUGCGCCGUGUUCGAGGCCUGA